Messenger RNA from Scheffersomyces coipomensis, 498 nucleotides. RefSeq lists its product as uncharacterized. The transcript has a single exon. Bases 1 to 498 code for a protein of 165 amino acids. NCBI's taxonomy places the organism in Eukaryota, Fungi, Ascomycota, Pichiomycetes, Serinales, Debaryomycetaceae. The record is from RefSeq and is a predicted model, not a curated record.
AUGUUCUUUACUAUACUAUUCAUUGCUGUCAUAUUCGUGGGUUUAGUAGUGGCAUUGCCAUACUUUUCCGGCUUAACUACUUUAGAAGUUGAUAAAAAGACAAGACAACAACAAAAGAACUUGGAAAAGAAACAACAGCAGCAACAGCAACAUCAACAACAAAGUUAUGGGUACGUGCCACCUGAUGAACAAAGACGUUUGGAAGAAGAACAAAAACAAGCUCAUUCAUUGAAAGCUAGAGCUUCGGCAUUCAAAGAUAAAAUCAAUGUUACAUCAGAAGAUAUUCCUAUUAAGAUUAAAUUGAAUUCAUUAAAUAAUCCAACUUCAACGUUAAGAAACAGACAUAAAGAGAAAUUGGAUAUUGACAACGAUCCAAAUAAUUAUGAUUAUGAUUUAGAUGAAUUGAUUGAAGAAGAAACUAAUCAAGCUAAAGUAGAUCAAGAAACUGAGUUUUAUAAACAUGAAACCAUUGGAAAGGAUAAAGAAGAAAUGGUUUAA